AGACCCGUACGAAGGCAAACAAACCACUUCCUCGAAGUUGGUGUUGCUCAGAGGAGCACAGCGAUGCGAGUGAUGUCUACUCUAACUCUUAUUCUCUUUUGUGCAAUAAUAUGUUGUACCGUGACAGAAAAAACAUCAAAUGUUUUAUCUCCUAACAUUAUUAUCAUGCUCAUGGAUGACAUGGGUUGGGGGGACUUGGGGGUGUUUGGUCAGCCCUCUAAAGAGACUCCCAACCUGGAUGCCAUGGCUGCUCAAGGCAUGCUGCUUCCAAAUUUCUACACUGCGAACCCACUCUGUUCUCCAUCCAGAGCUGCACUUCUCACCGGGAGGCUGCCUGUCAGAAACGGAUUCUACACCACGAAUGCCCACGCCAGAAACGCAUACACACCACAGGAGAUAGUGGGAGGAAUCUCUAAGGAUGAGAUUUUGAUACCCCAGAUGCUGAAGAAAAAGGGCUAUGUCAGCAAGAUAGUUGGCAAGUGGCAUCUGGGCCACAGGCCGCAGUACCUGCCUCUGGAGAAGGGUUUUGAUGAAUGGUUUGGUGCACCCGACUGCCACUUUGGCCCUUACAACAGCAGCAUCCGACCCAACAUCCCUGUCUACAACAACUCUGAGAUGCUUGGCAGAUACUAUGAGGAGUUUAAGAUAGACAGGAAGUCUGGAGAGUCCAACCUCACUCAAAUGUACUUGCUGGAAGGUCUUGACUUCAUACUUCGUCAGACUGAGGACCAACGGCCCUUCUUCCUCUACUGGGCAGCCGACGCCACUCACGCCCCUGUCUAUGCCUCCAAACGCUUCCUAGGGAAGAGCCAACGUGGCCGGUAUGGUGAUGCAGUGAUGGAGCUAGACUACAGCGUCGGUCAGAUCUUGUCAUUGCUGCGGAAUCUGGCCAUUGAAAAUAAUACCUUUGUCUUCUUCACUUCAGACAACGGAGCUGCUCUGGUGUCUGGCCCAAAUGAAAGCGGGAGCAACGGGCCAUUCCUCUGCGGAAAGCAGACAACAUUUGAAGGGGGCAUGAGGGAGCCUGCCAUUGCCUGGUGGCCUGGGCACAUUGAAGGAGGCACGGUGAAUUUCCAGUUAGCCAAUGUGAUGGACCUGUUCACCACCAGUCUGGCUGUGGCCGGCAUCACCCCUCCUGAUGACAGAACCCUGGAUGGACUGGACCUGACACCAGUCCUGCUAAACUGCCCACACACACUCAAAAACAGGCCAAUCUUCUAUUACCGUGGGAAUGAGCUGAUGGCCGUUAGGCUUGGACAAUACAAGGCACACUACUGGACCUGGAGCAACUCAUGGGAAGAGUUUAAAAACGGCAUCAACUUCUGUCCAGGUCAAGAGGUCCAAGGUGUGACUACUCACAACCAAAAAGAGCACACACUGCAGCCAAUCAUUUUUCACCUGGGGCGGGAUCCUGGGGAAAAGUUCCCCAUCAGUUCACUUUUCACCACUCAGCUGCUGUCCCUCUGCAUCCACAUCCACUGGGACUGUUCUCCUCCAUCCUAUGUUUUGACUAAGGAGUACCAUGAUGUGUUGAGCAGUAUCUCUCCAGUUGUGGAGCAGCAUAAGAAGACCCUGGUGCCAGGUGUUCCCCAGCUCAACAUGUGUGACUUGGCGGUGAUGAAUUGGGCCCCUGCAGGAUGUGAGAAGUUAGGAAAGUGUCUUAAAGUGCCCAAGUCCGAGCCCUGGAAAUGUGACUGGCCACACUGAGACGAUGAGGAAGCAAAACCUGAAGAUGUGCCUUUCUACAGAACAACAGACAACCCUAUUAUUUAAAAGGAUAUGUUUCUGAAUUCUUUGUAAAAUAGUUGAUGUACAAUGUUAAAGAGAAUGCCAUGUAAACCAAGGGAAUAAUGUUGAUAUAACAACUACAUUGAUUAUGCAAUUAGCUUUUUAUAGCUGUGAUUUUAAUGAGCCAUUUUAAAGUUCUACCUGUUCUGAA
Molecule: messenger RNA, 1939 nt
Organism: Etheostoma spectabile (orangethroat darter)
Lineage: Eukaryota; Metazoa; Chordata; Actinopteri; Perciformes; Percidae
Gene: galns
Product: galactosamine (N-acetyl)-6-sulfatase
Exons: 15
Coding region: 64-1707 (547 amino acids)
Molecular function (GO): N-acetylgalactosamine-6-sulfatase activity; arylsulfatase activity
Source: RefSeq, a predicted model, not a curated record